Molecule: messenger RNA, 723 nt
Organism: Geodia barretti
Lineage: Eukaryota; Metazoa; Porifera; Demospongiae; Tetractinellida; Geodiidae
Source: the annotation of a GenBank genome assembly
AUGCGAUACGACUAUAUUGUGGUCGGCGCCGGCUCGGCCGGAUCCACCAUCGCCACCCGCCUCUCGGAAGACCCGGACAAGAGCGUGCUGCUGCUCGAGGCGGGGCCCGAUUACCCUGAUUUCAACCACCUGCCGGAUGACCUGAAGCUGGGCAACAACGUGUUCUUCUCGGCCUACGGCCCGCACAGCUGGGCGUACAGCGCGAGGGUGACGGCGCAACAGACCGACCUGGUUAUCCCGCGCGGGAAAGCCACCGGAGGCUCCUCGGCGAUCAACGGGCAGGUGUUGUAUCGCGGCAUUCCGGAGGACUACGACCGCUGGGCCGAAUGGGGCAACGACGAGUGGGCCUACACCAGCGUGCUGCCGUUUUUCCGCCGAAUGGAAAAUGACCAUGAUUUCCAGGACGACUGGCAUGGCACGGACGGUCCGAUACCGGUGCGCCGGUAUCGCCAGGACGAAUGGCUGCCGCACUCCGCAGCGUUCAAGAGCGCGGCCGUGGCGCUGGGUUUCAACGACGAUCCAGAUCAGAACCACCCGGAAUCGACCGGAGUGUCGCCCCGCGCGCGAAACACCCUGGACGGAGUCCGGAUCAGCACCGCGCUGGCCUACCUGAAUUUGGCGCGGCAUCGCAUGAACUUCACGCUGCGGGCCAACGUGCAGGCGUGCCGCGUAGUGUUCGACGGGAAUCGGGCCGUGGGAGUUGAGGUGGGAGAGCGGAGGUGA